Molecule: messenger RNA, 5735 nt
Organism: Sarcophilus harrisii (Tasmanian devil)
Lineage: Eukaryota; Metazoa; Chordata; Mammalia; Dasyuromorphia; Dasyuridae
Gene: RIN3
Product: Ras and Rab interactor 3
Exons: 10
Coding region: 963-4328 (1121 amino acids)
Biological process (GO): signal transduction; vesicle-mediated transport
Cellular component (GO): endocytic vesicle; cytosol
Molecular function (GO): small GTPase binding; guanyl-nucleotide exchange factor activity
Source: RefSeq, a predicted model, not a curated record
GGGUGUCAGAAGAUAGUGAGUUCCUAUUGUUGGAAACAUUCAAGCAGAAGUUAGAUAACCGUUCACUGGUAAUGUUGCAAUGCCCCUUGGUAGGAGAUUUGACAAAUGGCCUCUGGCUUUUUUCCCACCUCCAAGGCUCUAUGACCAUGACAGUAAGGCACAUUUAUAAAGUGCACUGAUCCAAGUGUAGAAAGGCACAGUCUCUUUGCUAGAGACUGCAACACUGAAAUACUGGGUCUCCUGGGGAGGCUGAGUUUUAGGAUUAAAGGAGUCAGUGAAGAAAGUCUGUCCUCAAAACACCCCGCCUUACCCUAAUCAAGGCAAAGUCUGCUGACUCCAGCUGGUUCCAGUUAGCCUGUAGGAAUACAGACAGAUCCAGGCUGUAGGAAUGAACCGGCUCUUUCUAAGUGGCCUGGAGCAGCCUCAGAAUGUCCUCCCAAAACAUUGAGUACUGACUGCUCUCAGUACCUGCAGCUUCUCUAUGAGCCGGUCCCUUCCUAGGUCCCUGGGACCCAGUUCCCCGCUUCUGCCUUUCAUGGGCCUGGGACCCUCAGGUCCCCGGAGCUGGAAGGCAUGAAUGCCUCAAAACGACUUUUGACCAAAAAAACCAAUUCAAAAUUUGACCAGCAAGGACAGCCUCUUCCUGAAAUCCCCCGCUCACUUCAAUACAGGAAGUAGAAAUAACUGAGACUGAAAAGGCAGGUCUCAAAGUCUCUUCCCCACUUCGCAGGUCUGCGCUCGGGCUGCUUGGGCCCCGGGACUGGGCGGAGGAAACCGAGAAGAACGUGUCCAGCAGAGUGAAGCUUGGGCCCUCCCUGAAAAGGAGAAAAAGGGGGAGAGUGCGGGGAGGAAGGGGGAGAAGGAUGCGGACCCCUUCUCUGGGGAAGCCUAGGGGCCGCUGCCUGCAGGCGGGACUCGGAAAGUCCUUCUGAAGUUUGAGCUGCCCCAGUGACUUGGCAGGGAUGAUGAAACCGGCGGGGGACCGAGAAGCCGGGGACCACCCCGGUCCUUUUCCAAAUGUUGGACAAGGAGAGAAAGAAGAGAAGACAGAGGAGGGAGAGGAUGAAGACACUGAAUCACUUUGGUCAGCUGCUCUGAGGAAUCGCCUUCCCCGGGGAAUUAGUGUUCUAGAAAAACUUAUUGCAACCUGCCCCGUCUGGCUGCAGUUGGACAUGGACAGGGACAAGGCAGCUCAGAUCCUCCAAGGCCAAACAACUGGGAUCUUCUUGGUCCGGCGGGAGAGUAAUCUCAAACACAUGAUCCUCUCAGUCCAUUUCCCUUCCCUGAAUGAGAGUCUUUCAGAUGUGCUGGAAUACAACAUUAAAGAAGAAAAGUCAAUCCUGUACCUGGAAGGAUCUGUUCUCGUAUUUGAGGAUAUCUUCAAAUUGAUAGCUUUCUACUGUGUCAGUAGAGAUUUGCUGCCCUUCACCUUAAGACUGCCUCAGGCGAUUUUGGAAGCCAACAACUUUAAAGAGCUGGAAACCAUCUCUAACCUGGGGCUAGGUUUCUGGGACUCGUCUCUAAAUCCUCGGAAAAGGAAAGAAACCCUGGGUCUGCUCCCGAAGGACUCAGCUCUGGCCACACCCCUUGCCACCAGCCUCAGAUCCCCCUCGUGUUACGCAAACUGCUCGUGUGAAAUUGAGUUGUCGAUAGGAAAUGACAGAUUGUGGUUUGUGAAUCCUAUUUUUAUAGAGGACUGUAGCAGUUCACUAUCUUCAGAUGAACCCCUGCUUCAGAGCAGCCAGACCAGUUCGGAUCCCCCUGUUGUUAGCUCGUCUGCUUCUACAAGAAUUCCUAGAAGGCGGCCACCCCCUCCUCCUCUUCCUCCUCCUCCUCUUUCUUUUGCACCUGCUCCUGCUGCUGUUGGCCCCCUCUCUCCUUCUGCCCUCACUGUCUCCGCUGCUGCUGUUGUCCCCCCUUUUCCACCUCCCUCCACUGUCUCUGCUGCUGCUGCUGUUCCCCUCUCUCCUGCCCCCACUGUACCUGCUGCUGCUACUGUCCCCCCUUCUCCUCCUCCCCUCACUGUCUCUGCUGCUGCUGCUAUACCCCUCUCUCCUGCAGCUCCCCCUGUCUCUGUUGUAACUGCUCCUCCUUCCACUACUGUCUCUGCUGUAAUCACUCCCCUCUCUCCUCCUGCUUCCUCUGUCUCUGCUGCUGCUCCCCUCGCUCCUCCUGCUCCCCCUGUCUCUUCUGCUACUGAUGCUCCCCUCUCUGCUCUUGCUCCCACUGUCUCUUCUGCUGCUGCCCAUGCCCCCCUCUCUCUUAGGGAAUCUUCUCUUUCACCAGUUCCUUCACCCUGCCUUCCAAUUUGUAUAUCCUCUGCACCUCCUACAGAACUCCCUGAAAAGUCUGGCCAACAGCCCUUGACUCCCUGUGCAAAGGUCCCGCCCCGUCCUGUAAACCUAAGACAUAUUGGUGAAGACCAUAAAAAGGAGACUGUGGUGUCCUACUCAUCCCCACAGUUCCUGGCAUCCAAAAAGGGCACCCGGCCAGCUAUCCCCCCCAGAAGGAGGCUCUCAGAGAGGAUUUCAUCAGAAGACAACAGCAUGGUGAAGACUGAUAGGGCUGAAGGACUGAGGGGUCAAGAGGAACAGCAGGGUAAUCCCAGGACCAUCUCCAAAAGCCCUCCAACCCAAAAAGCACCAGCUGCUCCCGGAAGAACUAUGGAACAGGUUGUACAGGUGGAGGAACCUGUCCAAGUAGGUGGUAUAGGGAAUGGCCCUGAGCAACCCAAAAAAACUAAACAACCUCCCAUUCCACCACCAAGGAAGAAGAGGAUUUCUCGGCAGCUUGCUUCCUACCUCCCCAGCCAACUGGAGAAUCCUGAACUCAUAGGGGAACAGCCAUCUGGACAGACCAUCCCAAGUCUUUCUAUAACCAGCUCCCCUGCCCAAGAAGGCCCUACUACCCACUCAGUGAUUCAGGGGGAGGUCAAAGGCACCCCCCAGUCCUUGGGUUCCUCAGAGUUCACAGGCUCCAUAGCUUCACUGGCUGACAGCCUGGGGACACCCACCCUCACCCCAGACCAGGACUCCUACUCAACCAGCAGCACAGAGGAUGACCCAGACCAGUACAGCAACGCCAGUGUAAAGAAGAAGUCCUCUGUGAUCCUGGGCAAGGCCAAACACCGACUGUCUUUUGUCAGCUUCUCCAAUGUUUUCAAUGCCUUCCUUUCCAGCAAUCGUAAGCUACAAAAGAAAGUGGUGGAGCUGGCCCAGGACAAGGAGACAUACUUUGGUAACCUGGUCCAGGAUUAUAAAGUGUACAGUUUGGAGAUGAUGGCAAAACAGAGCUCCAGCACAGAGAUGCUCCAAGAAAUCCGAAUGAUGAUGACCCAGCUGAAGAGUUACCUGCUGCAGAGCACUGAGCUCAAGUCUUUGGUGGACCUCACUCUUCAUUCGGAGGAAGAACUCGAAGCCAUUGUAGAGUCUGCCUUAUAUAAAUGUGUGCUGAAACCCCUGAAAGAGGCCAUUAAUUCACACCUCCAACAGAUCCACUCUAAGGAUGGAACCCUCCAGCUCCUAAAGGGAAAUCAGUUAGUCAUCUUGGCCACUACCACCACUGAUCUGGGUGUGACGACCAGUGUGCCAGAAGUUUCUGUCAUGGAGAAGAUCCUUCACAAAUUCACUAGCAUGCACAAAGCCUACUCCCCUGAGAAGAAGAUUGCCAUCUUGCUCAAGUCCUGCAAACUCAUUUAUGACUCCAUGGCCUUAGGGAACCCAGGGAAACCCUAUGGAGCUGAUGAUUUUCUUCCAGUCCUCAUGUAUGUCCUGGCCCGUAGCAACUUGACAGAAAUGCUUCUCAAUGUUGAAUACAUGAUGGAACUCAUGGACCCAGCCCUGCAGUUGGGGGAAGGUUCCUACUAUCUCACCACGACCUAUGGGGCCCUGGAACACAUCAAGAACUAUGACAAGAUCACUGUUACAAGGCAGCUGAGUGUGGAGGUACAGGAUUCCAUCCACCGCUGGGAACGUCGCCGGACCCUUAACAAGGCCCGAGCCUCUCGUUCAUCCGUGCAGGACUUCAUCUGCAUCUCCUUCCUGGAGCCGGACAACCAAGCCCGGACUCUGGCAUCCAAGUCGGACACUUUGGCUGAGCAGUUGAGAGCCCAAUGUGCGGAGAAAUUCGAGGUGGCCCAGCCCCAAGACCACAGACUCUUUGUCCUGGUGGAUGGCAAGUGCUUCCAGCUGGCAGAUGAUUCCCUUCCCCAUCACAUCAAGGCCUACCUACUAAAGAGUGAACCCAAGAGGGAUUUCCAUUUUAUUUAUAAAGCAAUGGACAGAGGAGAGAGCCAGCCACCCAUUGUGAAGGAGCCAAAUUUUCUCUAAAAAUUGUUCUCAUCUCCAAGAUCCAAUCACUGAACUCUUAUCUUAACUAGUACCUUUGGAAAUCAGGAAGUCAUAUAUCUGCUGGCCUCCCUCCCAAUCACAGAAAAGAAACUAUUUCUUUAAAUCUGCUACAGGUAGGAAAUAGUAUCACUCAAUCAAGCCUCUCACCCAUGAAAGCAGAGGUGUGCUCGUGGUGUUUACAAUGUGGGAUUCAGGCUUCACACUUGGAUCUCACUAAUAUGCAGUAUUUAUCCCAAAAUCCUCCCUCCUUCUAUUAGAAGAAAAUCAUUGUUGACCAGGGCAAUAGUGUGCAUGCACAUACACAUACACAAGAGCCUUCAGAGCUUGGAAUCAUGGACUGCUUCUCAUGGUACAUUAAAAGCAUCCAGUCCAACCUCCCUUAUUUUAAAAAUGAAGAAAUGGAGCUCCAGAGAUGGGAAAUGUUUUGCCCAAUCAGGAAUCACACAGUUAGGGAAAAAUAAAGCUGGGACUUUUCAAACUCAGGUCUCCUGUUUUGGACCCCAAGGCCCUCUCCACUAGAGCUCCUUCCUGGUUCCUAAAACCUUUUCCAGAGAAAAGCUCACUGGGGAAAUUAUCCCAAAAUUGUAAUAAACAGAACUACCUGACCUUGGGGGAAGGAGAGAGGAGGAAGGAGGGAUGCUACAACUCUGUGGGCUCUAUGGUUGCAGUCAACCAAGUCCUACUUCAAGACCAACAGGGCAAUUGCAAUUAGCCAGGUGUGGAUCCCUGCCUUGGGGCCUCCAUAAACCAGUCCUUUUGAAGUAGGGCUCCAAUGUGAAGUUCAUAAAGACUAUCCAGGGGUGGGUUAGCACUUUAAUCUCUAAAUGUCCUGUGCAGUGAGAAGGGAUAGGUUUCAGAAAUCCCUCUGACACUGUAGCAGGCUACAGGAAUGCUCAGGACUUCCAUGGGAGACAGAAGGGGAGGCUUUGCCACCGAACUUCAGCUGGACACCUCUGGGUCAGGGGAAGGGGAAGUUCCAUUCCCUUCAAUCCCACUGUCCUCAGGAAUGUUUACCUUUUCACGUUGAAGAAUGGAGUCCCCAAUUAUCCUUCUCAACUGAAGGGAAAACUGACAGGAACACAGAUUAACAAGGGAGGUAGGGACUCAAUGAAUAGGGGGGGCACUGUGUAAAUGUAAAGGACUUUGGGGAGAUCAAUAAACAUAAUUUUGAAACUGAUGUGCUAUGGCCUGAAUGUUGAGAAUAUGAGAUGUAGGUACAAGAUUUCUCAAGUUAACUGUUAAAAAUUGAAAGGAAGCACUAGACCUCUUCCCCUUUAGUGCUUUUAAACCCUACGUUUUCUGUUUCAAGUUGUAAAACUAGAAAAGCUGCUUAUAUUUGAUUGUCUCUUCUGUUACAUUCUCUGACAAGCCUUGGUUGGUUGAGAU